Phyllostomus discolor (pale spear-nosed bat) is the source of this 3581-nucleotide messenger RNA. It is a transcript of the gene PECAM1, whose product is annotated as platelet and endothelial cell adhesion molecule 1. Bases 29 to 2488 code for a protein of 819 amino acids. Gene Ontology annotation, biological process: cell surface receptor signaling pathway. The transcript has 18 exons. The record is from RefSeq and is a predicted model, not a curated record. NCBI's taxonomy places the organism in Eukaryota, Metazoa, Chordata, Mammalia, Chiroptera, Phyllostomidae. Gene Ontology annotation, molecular function: transmembrane signaling receptor activity.
AGAAAGGGGAAGGAAGAGAGAAACAUCGAUGCAAGAAAGAAGCAUUGAUUCUGCUCCCAGGCCACGGAUCAUAGGCGUCUGGACUAUGGGUCACACACAGCCAUGCCCGAAUCAGGAAACAAACCCACAACCCAGGGCCAGUUUCUCGUUGGCUGUGCAUGGGAAGUGCCUUCAGCUCCAGGGGCAUGGCCCAAAGGCAGAACUAACUGCCCAUUUCAGGAUGCCAUUGGGGUUGACUACAGAGGGCAAGAUGUGGCUGGGAGUCCUGCUGACAAUUCUGCUCUGUUCAAGCCUUGAGGCUCAAGAGAACCCUUUCACCAUCAACAACGUCCACAUGGUGAUCCUGCCAGGGCAGGAGGUAAACAACGGGGACAACCUGACCCUGCUGUGCAUUGUGGACAUCAGCACCACUGCUCACGUCCAGCCUCAGCGCCAGAUGCUCUUCUAUAAGGACGACGUGCCGUUUCACAACGUCUCCUCCACGAAGAGCGUGGAGAGUUAUUUCAUCCCUCAAGCCCGAGUCUACAACGCAGGGACGUACAGAUGCACUGUGAGUCUGAACAACAAGAUGAAAACCACGUCGGAUCACGAGGUACUGGUGAAAGGAGUGUCCAGUCCCACAGUGACGCUGGACAAGAAGGAGGCGGUAGAAGGUGAGAUCGUGACGGUCAAUUGUUCUGUCCCAGAGGAAAAGGCCCCAGUACAUUUCACAGUUGAAAAACUCGGACUAUAUAAAAGAAAUGGCAAGCAGAAAAGAAAAACGUCUCAGAACCAGAAUUUUGUGACACUGGAAUUCAUAGUCGAGGAACAGGACGAUGUGAUCUAUUUCCAAUGUACAGCCAGCAUCGCUUUUGGGACACGCAUGGAGACCUCUACAGCAGCCAAGAGUGAACUGGUCACCGUGAGGGAAUCCUUCUCUAAUCCCAAGUUCUCUGUCACCCCUCGGGGGAUGAUCAUGGAAGGAGAGAAGAUGGACAUUACAUGCACCAUCCAAGUGGGGCACAUGGCCACUGCAUUUCCAGAAAUCAUAAUCCAGAAGGACAAGAUGAUCGUGGCGCACAGCACAAACAACAACAGGGCCACCUACUCACUGAUGGCCACUGUGGAGCACAGUGGCAACUACACAUGCAAAGUGGAAACCAGCCAGAUAUCCAAGGUCAGCAGCAUCGUGGUCAACAUAACAGAGCUAUUUUCCAAGCCAAAGCUGGAAUCUUCCGCCACACGUCUGGACCAGGGUGGAAGUCUGAACCUGUGGUGCUUCAUCCCAGGAACACCUGAAGCCAACUUCACCAUCCAGAAGGGAGACAUGACCGUGUCAUGGUCUCAGAAUUUCACCAAGAGAGUCUCAGAGCGGGACAGCGGGGCAUACACCUGCAGUGCGGGCAUUGGCAAGGUGUUCAAGAAAAGCAACACGGUCCAGAUAACCGUGUGUGAAAAGCUCUCCAAGCCCAGGAUUUUUCAUGAGUCCAAGUCUGAGGUGAUAAAAGGACACACCAUAGAAGUCAAAUGCCAGUCCAUAAAUGGAACCUCUCCUAUUUCGUAUCGCCUUGAAAAAACACAUAUCACUCUGAAUAGUCACAACGUAAGCUCAAAUGAGCCCGCAGUAUUCAAAGAUAACCCCACAGAAGACACCAAAUAUUACUGCAUCGCACGUAAUUGCCACUCCCACCCUGAAAUAGUCAGUGACCUUCUGUCGGUCAAGGUGAUAGCCCCAGUGGAUAAGGUCACUAUUUCUAUCUUGAGUGAUAAGACAGUGGAGUCUGGGGAAGAACUUGUGCUUCGAUGCUCCACAAACAAAGCAUCUGGUCCAAUCACCUACAAGUUUUACAAAGUAAAGGAGGCCAGGUCCUUCUACGAAACCACCUCAAAUGACACCCAGGCCAUCUGGCACAAGACACAGGCUAGCAGGGAACAGGAUGGGCAGUAUUACUGCACAGCCUCCAACAGAGCCAACGUUGCUGGGGCUGUCCUCCAAAGCAAUGUAUUGACCGUCACAGUCUAUCUUGCCCCAUGGAAGAAAGGACUUAUUGCAGUGGUGGUCAUCGUAGUGAUAAUUGCCAUCUUGGUACUUGCGGCCAGAUGCUAUUUUCAGAAGAAAGCCAAGGCCAAGCAGAUGCCAGUGGAGAUGUCCAGGCCGGCAGUGCCACUUCUGACCUCCAACAAUGAGAAGAUGUCAGAUUCCAGCACCGAAGCCAACAGACCUUACGAUUACAGCGAAGAUAUUGGAAACCAUGCAAUGAAACCAGUAAAUGAAAAUAAAGAGUCUCUGACCUCGGACGUGGAGUACACAGAAGUGGAGGUAACCUCACCUGAGCCUCAUGAAGGUCUGGGGAGGAAGGGCACGGAGACAGUGUACACUGAAAUCCGGAAAGCUAACCCUGGCCGGCAGCCGCCAUGGUCUCAGGCCCAACCUGACCCACAGAAUCAGAACCUCCAGCAUCUGAACUCUAGCCAGUUCUCAGAUGUUUCUGAUGCCGACACCGUCUGAAUAGACAGAUUCCAUGGAAAACAGAUAUUCUAGAACGGAAGGUUCCCUGAAUGGAAUUUAGGACUUCGGGAGCGGACACUCCUCCCCGGGGAGGACAGCCACAUUCCAAGAAGAGCAGACGAUGCCCGAUUCCAAGAGCUCUGUGCACUUACUUCUGAACCUGCCCUGCUCCUCCCCCUGAACACGGCCACUUCCUCAGGCCGAGCCACCAGUUCUUGAAGCCAUCUCGCUACAUUUAUGCUGGGUGUCAGGAGGCAGAUGCAGAGGGGCUGGUGAAUUUCCCACACGGCCCCCCUCCCACAAGUUGGAGCAUCUUCGGGAGCCGAAAGCAGGAGAAGGAGGUUCAGCGUCAGCAGGCCAUUGGGAUAUUUUGAAACUUGAAUAUUUCGUCUUGUACAGAGAUAAAGAACUUUUCCAAGUACCCUCAUACAAGAAACCUGUGUUGGUCUUUUUUUUUUUUAAUAGUUGAUCAUGUCUAGCAAAUGGCCUAGCCUAGGGGCUAGUUUUUUGUGUAUGUGUUUUUUUUUUCCUCUUUGUCUUUGGUCCUUCAAAGGCCUGUAGUUCUGAGUAGUCCUUGUUCCUGGGAAGUGCACAGCACUGACCAGACAGCUGUCCCCUGUCCCAUCGGCGACCUUGCCCGACACAAAUGGAAAAACAAAGCUGCUUGGGAGCGACCCCAUUGACAUGUCAACUUGAAGACAAGGUUUAUUCCAGGCAACGCACAAAACAGAAAACGAGGUUGGACAGCACAGAUGUCUGCUGUUUUCCUACACUCUCCUUUCCUCUAGCACGCUGAAGGCCAGACAACAGGAAGAUGGUUACCUACAGCAAAUAUUAUUUUUAAUAGAAAAAAUGACAUGCAUAUUUUUCUUACUAAUUUUUUUAUUUAUUCCUUGCUAAAGAAAUGGUCUCCUGAGGUCUUACGAUGUUUCUGACAGUGUCUCAAGUGGGUGGGUGAGGGGCUGUGGCCAUUUCCAGUGGGAUUUCACUAGUGGGCACACCUAACCGAGACCGCUCGGUGCCACCCCGGGGACACAGCUGCAGGCUCCCCGAUGGGUGUUGUAUUAAAUAAAUUUGAUCUUUACUCUUCACA